This is a messenger RNA of Fusarium pseudograminearum CS3096, 1728 nucleotides long. RefSeq lists its product as uncharacterized. NCBI's taxonomy places the organism in Eukaryota, Fungi, Ascomycota, Sordariomycetes, Hypocreales, Nectriaceae. The transcript is spliced from 2 exons. The record is from RefSeq and is a predicted model, not a curated record. The coding region runs from base 1 to 1728 and encodes 575 amino acids.
AUGUCUGCAACCUCGCCACCUGUCUCGAAGAGUGAGCAUACAAUAACCGGCACUCAACACUCAGGCAUAGAACAUGCCGCGCUCCAUUAUUCAGAUGUUUUCAAUACCAGAGCUGCAUACUUCGAUAUCUAUUCUAUUGUCAUGCCUGGCCACCAUCUGACUACAGAUGCGUUCUACGCAGCAGCACAAGGCGCCGUGCAAGAUCACGAGAACGAGGUCAUUCUUUCCAGGUCUUUGAUUCAGUCCUAUGUUGAGGAGGAAUCUGUGGACACCAAGCGUGACAUCUUGGAAAAUAUUGCCAAGUACUUUAAAGAGGCCGAACGGUCUACAAAACGGGAAAUAUUCAUUAUAUCACCAUUCGGUCGAACUACCGAUUUCUUUGUAAGAUGCGGUAUCUUCAAUCGUACCCUAACCGCGACAGGUUACAGAUCCCCCCAGGCAAUACCACCUGACUGGGUGGCGCGCCUCCUCGAAGAAGUUGUUGCAGCUAUACGAGGGCAAACUCCUGACUUCCAGUACAUCCACGAGGGAUGGACGGCUGUGACUGACGAGGACUUUGGGAUGUCACUAGUUUCGAUCAUAAUGUACCACAUACAUCUCAGGACAGUAGAAGGUCCAGUAGACGCUUCGGGGCUUGGGGAGUCAGAACGUAUACGUGAUUACUGUUUCUGGACGUAUGUAAACAUGGAGCUUCGACGACGUCAAGAGCAGGGAGAUUUCAUCCCCGGGACUCACGAUCUCCUCGAUGCUACCAUUUCUUCCGAGCCCGGAUCGGAGACGGAGGAUUUGUCGCUCGAGUACGGCACAGGCUGCGAUGCCCAAAAACGCAAGCGAAACUCGGACGGGGAGGUUGGAGCAGAAGUUGAGGCAGAGAUCAAGUAUUUUUUCCCAGACGAAGAGGAUAGCGAUCCUACUUGGCCUGGCCCCCUUCUUGAACUCCCACCAGGGCUUAUCGGUGCCAACGUGGCUCUUCCAGCGGACCAGGACGACCCCUUUUCCCAAUUCUUUGGAAGCCAACUCCCGGCAACGCAAGCCCUCAUCGAAGAUUUGAAGCAAAUCUUCAAUAACCAACACCUGUUGUCGUUGGGGUUCGCGACGUGUGAAAGCAUCCUGACACGCCAUGGGCAGGAUACUUCUCAAACUAUGGUUAACACUAUAAGAGAGAUGUAUGGAGCAAUCCUUCAUGAGAAAGGAUUGGCUUACCAGAAGCAAACACAGGCCGUGGGGUUACGGCUCGCUAUCCUGUUUGCGGCUGUAAUCAAAGUUUCUGAGGCCCAGCAGCUCGUCUGGUUCUCGUCGCAGAAUCAGAACGAGGGUGUGUAUCACGUGGAAACAGCCCAUCUAGAUUGGACAUCGGUACACACAGUAGCAGAAGGCUUUGCUCCGGAGGGUUUCAAGGGUCUAUACACGGCUCAAGUCUGUGAAAAACUAUUCAAGUUCGCGUUCAACGGCGACAACAAAAACCUGCUGCUAUCAGCAUUAUAUUGGAACACAUUACGAGAAGCGCCCUUCCAGCAACGACCUGAGGGCAAGGAUAGCAUUCUGACCCCAAACCCGCAAUACUCAGGGACUUGCCAGAGGUGCUUGACGAAGACAUUGAAAUGGGUAGCCACAUCAGAAAUUGCCAUGGCAGAUGUAAGGGAUGCGUUGAUAAACAGAUUCCUUGCCGGCGAAAAGGGCACUGGGGAGGAAAGUGCCAGGAUUGUCCCACCGUGGUUUCCUGUGUAG